This is a messenger RNA of Hevea brasiliensis (rubber tree), 4201 nucleotides long. Its product is annotated as putative disease resistance RPP13-like protein 1. The transcript is spliced from 2 exons. Lineage: Eukaryota; Viridiplantae; Streptophyta; Magnoliopsida; Malpighiales; Euphorbiaceae. The coding region runs from base 2176 to 3030 and encodes 284 amino acids. The record is from RefSeq and is a predicted model, not a curated record.
CUGAUGUAACCAAAAGGAAAGAAAAUUCCAAGUAAGUUGAGGGAAGGAAGCUACAAGUUGCAUCUUUGUAUAUCCAUUUCCUGCGUCGACUGGAAACUCAACACCAUUUUGAUGCCAUUUGGUAGCUAAACGCUAUCACAAUGGAAAUCUUUGAUUGUAUCACCUAUUCUACAGGUAGUCCUGGAUAAGUUGGCUUCCCCAGUGUUGGGCGAAAUUCAAGCUUGCCGAGAUUUCAAGACGGAGAUAAUCAAGCUGCAGUAUAAGCUUCCAAUAAUCCAGGCUGUGAUUGAAGAUGCAGAGAAGAGACAACACAAAGACAAGAAGAUCAAGAUUUGGCUUGCAAAGCUUAAAGAUGUCGCAUAUGAUGCUGAUGACCUGUUGGACGAGAUCGGUGCUCAAGUUCUGCAAAUACAGUCUGCGAUUGAGUUUGAACGUCGGCUAAUAGAAAUGGUUGGGAUAUUUGGAACAUGUGAUACGCUGCUUGAGCCGGUAAAGCUAAGACGUAGCAAAUAAAAAACAAGGUAUGGAUGACUCUGACUCUUGAAUCAAUUCUAAAAUACUUCAGAAUGUCUCGUAGGCUGAAAAAAAAAAAGGGAGAGAUUGGAUGAUAUAGCGAGGGAGAUAGGUGACUUCCAACCGACAGAAGUUGUUGGCUAUAAAAGAACUGAUACCAGAGAGAGUAGAGAAACUGGACCUCACAUGGAUGAUUCGGAAGUUUAUGGUAGAAAAGAGGAUGCGGGCAGUCUAGUGGAUACGUUGUUAUCAUCCAACACUAAUGGCUCUGUGAUUCCAAUAGUUGGGAUUGGGGGGAUUGGGAAGACAACACUUGCGCAACUAGCCUACUGUGACAAGAGAGUUGCCAGCCAUUUUGAUUUGAAGAUGUGGAUCUCUGUGUGUGAUCAUUAAUCCAAAAAAGAUCAUGGCUGAAAUGUUGCGUUAUGCAACUGAGAGUAAGGGCGAUUCAACAAUACAAUUGGGUUUGCUUCAAUCUCAGUUAAGAGAAGCAUUGUGUGGAAAAAUAUUCUUACUUGUGUUGGAUGACGUAUGGAAUGAUGAUCAAGAUGAAUGGGAUAAAGUAAGGAACAUGUUAGCAAGAGCUACAGAUGGAAGCAAAGUUAUUGUCACCACUCGUAGGCAGAAAGUAGCAUCCAUAAUGAGCAAUACUCGUCCCUACCAAUUGGAAGCCCUGACUAACGAUGAUUGUGGGACUUUGUUCAAGAAGCGAGCCUUUCCAGAUGGAGAAGAAAAUCUUUACCCAUAUCUGUUACCUAUCGGAAAAUAGAUUGUAGAUAAGUGCAAAGGACUUCCUUUGGCAGCCAAAGUUCUUGGGAGCUUAAUGCGCUUCAAAAGAAAGGAAAGAGAAUGGUUAAAUGUGCAGGGGAGUGAAAUAUGGAAUCUUGAUGGAGGGGAGAAUGGAAUACUAUCUGUCCUAAAGUUAAGCUUCAAUCAUUUGCCGCCACAUCUAAAGCAAUGCUUCGCAUACUGUGCAGUGUUUCCUAAAAAAUAUGGGAUAAGCAAGGAAAAGUUGAUCCGACAAUGGAUUGCAGAAGGCUUAAUUCAGAUUUCUACUCGUGCAUCUCUUGAUUGUUCGCAUCCAACUUUGGAAGACAUUGGAAAUGACUAUUUUAGUGAUUUACUGGAGAUGUCUUUUCUGGAAGAAGUGAAAACAUAUGAUGACCACAGUGGCACCACAGAGUUUAAAUUCAUGAUCUUAUUCAUGACCUUGUUAGAUCUGUUGCUGGGGAAGAAUUCUUGACUGUGGGGGACACUAACCAGCAAAGAAUUCAGACACAACAUCAUCUGAUGCCAGUAAUUUCUAAUGGUUUUGCAAAACGUCGGCAUGCAUUGGUUGAUGGCAAUUUCAGCUUCCACGUAAUGCCUGAACCCUUGUGCAGUGCAAAGAAAUUGCAUACCCUAAAUUUGUUGUCUUUAGGAGAUAUAAGUGAAAAAGGGAUCAGAAAUUUAAUUUCCAGCUUCAAGUUCCUCAGAAUCCUGAAUAUCAGUGGAUCAGGAAUAAAGAAACUGCACAAAUCCAUUGGUGACUUGAUAUUCUAGAGAUAUUUGGACCUCUCCAACACUCCAAUUGAGAGGUUACCAGCAACUGUCUGUCGUCUCUUCAAAUUGCAGAGAUUUGAUCUAUCAGGCUGUGGUAGUCUUCACGAGCUACCUAAAAGAAUGUUUAAGAUGGUAGACCCGAGACAUCUGAAUAUAAAAGAUUGUACAGGACUCACUCACUUGCCAGACUAUAUUGGCUUAUUGAAGAAUCUUCAAACCUUGCCACCAUUCAUAGUUGGUCAACGAAUUGAAAAUGGCCUUUUUCAGCUAAAUUCUCUACGUCUUCAAGGUGAAUUGAAAAUGGAACACCUUGAGAAUGUAUCUUUAUACAAUCUACCUAGACAUUUUGAUUGGAGGAAAAGGUCUUUUUUGAGUGAUACCGAACAGCCCUUUUUGAAUGGUGGGAAACUUUACUCAUUGGCACUCUCAUGGGGUGAUAUUAAUGCAAGUAAGCUGAAUCGCUACAUGCCAGGGCAAUUGAGACAAACAGAAAAUGAUAGAAGUAUUUCUGCGGAAACCAUAAUUGAUAAAUUGCGGCCUAACAAUGAUAUAAGAAGGUUGCUCAUAAAUGGAUAUCAGGGAACUCGGUUUCUAAACUGGAUGAAUUUAAAUACUCUCGGUGAUCUGACGAGGCUUGAGUUAUUCAAUUGCCCAAGAUGUGAAAGUCUCCCCACAGUAGGAGAAUCGCCAGCCCUCAAGGUUCUCCAUAUCCAAGGAAUGGAUUCUGUACUAAGGAUCAGUCGCGAGUUUUAUGGUGAAGGCAGGAGGCCAUUUUCAUCACUGAAUGAGUUGUCCUUGCGAGAUUUCCCUAAUUUCCAAUCUUGGGAGAGCAUAGAUCAAAUGGAAGCAUUCACUUGCUUGAACAGACUAAUCAUCGUCAACUGCCCACGUUUAACUAACAUGCAAUGGUUUUCAUCUCUUCGAUAUUUAGAGAUGAGGAACUGCAAUCCGUUGAUGCUACGAUCAGCAGCAUAGCUACAGUCACUCUCCACUGUUAUUGUUGACAAUUUUCCAGAGCUAGACUUCAUACCAAAAGCACUACUGAGAAACAAGCCACUGCUUCUGUCCUUGACAGUUUGUUCUUGUCCCAAGCUUUGCUCUAUGCCCACAAAUUUUGGGGAACUCCGAGCUUUGAAGUCACUAAGGAUUGGUUGGUGUCAAGCGCUGGAGACUUUGCCACAUGGAUUGAAUAAUCUUAACUCUUUGGAGACCCUGGAGAUUAUUGAGUGUCCCAGAUUAGGCUCUUGGCAGCAUGCAUUGAAGGAUUGAGCUCACUUCGGUCCCUCUCCAUCGAGAACUGUAGUGGGUUCACUUUUUUGCCAAUAUCUAUGCAACACACCACAGCCCAGGAGCGCCUAACUAUUAUGUACUGUUCAAAUCUGCCUUCUCUUCCUGAUGACCUGCAGCAUCUUCCUACGCUUAAAAGUUUGACCAUUUUAAGCUGCCCAGAAUUGGGAUCUCUGCCUGAGGGGCUGAAAUGUGUGACAACAUUGCAAAACCUACAAAUUCAUAGCUGCCUAAAAUUCAUGGAAUUACCAGAAUGGGUGGGACAACUCAUUUCACUCCGAUCUCUAGCAAUCUCAGGCUGCAAAAAUUUCAAGUCAUUGCCAGAGGGUCUUCAACGUCUGAAUGCACUGCAACAUUUGUCGAUUAUAGAUUGUCCUGUUCUUGAAAAUGGGAAAAGAGCUGAUUUGGAGAAAAUAUCUCAUGCACCAUAUGUCUAUCUUGGAUCAUCGGUACUGCAGAAGCAGAAGUGUGACAUUGCUAGCUGCUCUUCAGCUUCAUAGUGGACUAUUGUUCGAAGAUCAAGAAAGAAUGUUGAGUACUGGAAGCAAAUAGGAGAUUACCAUCUGCUGCCUGCACCAGGAAGAAAAGAAAAAAGCAUUGCUACAGGGCUUCAAUUGAAAGAUGCCAAAAGAGGAGACACUGCUUCUGUUUGAUCGGAUCCUGCAAAUAUUUCUAGUUAUAUAUGCCUGUGAGUUUAUAUGCAAAAUAAGGGAUUGAUGAAUCGAUAAUUUUCUCUUGGUUAUUUGUGUGUUUGGAUUGAUGUAAGGUUAAGGUAUAGCAUUCUGUUACUCCCUCUGUCAGUUUGUUUUCUAUGUGGUGCAGCGCCAGUUUUUUUUUAAUGUAUUCAUUGUGAGUUGGU